Messenger RNA from Ectocarpus siliculosus, 5312 nucleotides. Lineage: Eukaryota; Phaeophyceae; Ectocarpales; Ectocarpaceae. The record is from the annotation of a GenBank genome assembly.
AUGAGCUGCGCAACUGGGGCACACGACAACUCCGAAGGAUGGAGGCUGAUCUUGUCAAAAACCAGGAAUGCUGCAGGCAGAGGUGGUAGCAACAGCAGGAAGCGGGACCUGAGGUCAUGUCUGUGGCUGAGAGACCACGAUCCCUGUACGGUAGAUGGCUUGCUCGAGGCUGCUCUCGUUGGAGACGACAAGAAGACGAGGCUCGCGGCGGCGGGAACGCUUUUGGCCGUGACUGAUGCUCUAGAAAAGGCGUUGUGGCCGAUCGAGAAGGGCGGGCUAUCUCCCGCUCGCGGGGCGACUACUAGGCCGGGACCGCCAUCGUCGCAGAGCAAAGCCUCUUCGACAGGGGUGCAGGUGGAGGCGGCGACAGCGGCGGCGGGGGCUGGGGAUAGAACGCCCUCGCCAACGGCGGCAGUUGCGAAGACCACGACUGGGACGGCGGCGGCUGCUGCCCGCCCCACCGCCCUUGCCUGCUUCGCUGCUGAGUGCGCCCUCGCGCUGACGUCGGCGUGUGCGUUAGUGGCGUCGGCGGUGGCGUCGUCUACCGGCCCGGCGACACCUGAGGCCGCGGGCGCGACAGGACCGGCAGCAACACCGGUGCCCUUAUCUGCGGCAACGACAGCAGCCGGAGGCGGACAUACGGACGAGGGCAGCUGCGGCGAGAAGGGGGCGGAGGUUGCACCAGUAGUCGAAGCGGAUGAUAUCUACCGAGAUAGUGGGAGGGGAGAAACCUCUCCUGCGAGACAGGCAGCGCUCGCGAGGUCGCGAGGUGGGCCGGUGCGGGCGACGGAUGGUGAAGAGGAGGCAGGAAAGAAGGGGGCGGGGGAGGAAGAGAGAGAGCAGACGAGGGCGGCGAUUGCGAAGGAGCGGGGGGCGGCAGAGGAGCCGCAGGGCCGGUGGCGAGCGUUGAGAGUGCUGUCCGAGCUCUUGCCCUCGUCCACAAUCCCCCUCCUUGUUUUGGCGGAAGCGUGGCUCGGCGGGGUGGCGGAGGAGGGUGCGUCCGUUGGCGCAGUCGGCAGUGGAAGCGGCCGCGGCAACGGUGGUAGUAACGACAGAGAUCUCUACAACAGGCAACCUGGUUCCGAUGGACGCGGCCCUGGCGGUGUCCGAGCAACGUCUCGCGGCGAAAACGCCUACAGUGGGGUUUCGGUUUCUUGGGACAGUAGAAGUGGUUGGUCUGAAGCGGGCCGCAGCGCGCGCCUGCCCUUCGGCGACGUCCGAGGCGCGGUCGCGGGAGAGGGGGGGAGGGGGCUCGCGGCGACGGCGGUGCGCGAUCUAGUCGCGGUUCUUGUGUCGGUGGUGAACGUGGCCAGAAGGUUGGAGGAGCGAGAGGCGGAGAAAAGGCGUGUGCUUGAGAGAGACGGGCUGGAAGAAAGCGAAAUCUCAUCGCCUAGACAUGGACGAGAUGUUGUACUAGGCGGGAUGGUCAAGCACGCAGCUUGGCACCUGGCGAGGACGAUGCCGUCGAUUUUGAGCAGCCGUCGUUGGCCUACAGCGCAGCUCAAAGGCGGCGGCGGCGGCGGGUCGGCGGCAGGAGGAAGAAGGGGAGGGGGGGGCGUGAGAUCGGAGCUGCUGGAGUUGGUUGGAGAGCUCCGCGCGUGCGAUCCAAGGGUGCUCGAGAUGGCCGGCAUUGAGCCUCCCGAGGGUGUAGAGGAGGGACGGUGGCUUACCCUUCGUAACCUCUGCAUCUGCGUCGGUGGGGCAAGGACCAAGGACGUGUUUCGUGCAGGCGUAGUCGGGGGGCGCGCGGAUGGGGACGAUGGUGGUGGUGACGGGGAGGGUGGCGGUGACUUGGUGGGAGCUUUGCAGGAGGCUUUGAUCCGUUCGUUUUGCGGUUCCAAGCCCGAGGCACAGAAGCUUGCUUCUUCGGCUCUGGUAUGGGUCAUGUCUGCAGCGUUGGAGGAGAACAAGGACAAGUCCGGGUCGUUGGGGCCCACGAAGGACCGCCUUGAUGUCGGCCCGCUGUUGGGGCUGUUGGGCCAAGCGGGGGAGGGGGGUGGCGAUAGCGGUGCUUCGGAUGCGGUGUGCUUGGUAUUGACGGGGUUGGCGGUGAACUACCCCUUGCUCGUCGUGCCGAAGGUGCUGCGAGCUGCUACUGGAGACCCAGGCCCCGCCGCCGAUACGCCCCCCGGGGAUGCAUCUGGGGCGUCCCCUGGUUGGUCCGCAGCUGCUCGGUUGCGGCUCACCGUGAUUCUCGCAGACGCCCUCCGUUGCACAGAUGGCGGUCGCCUUGGGCAUGUGCGUUUUUCAGCCCGCGACGAAGAUGGUGGCAUUUCUCCGUUCGACGGCGUGGGAGAACACCUUAUCCAAUGUCUCGGCAGCGACGACUUGCGGCUGCGGAACGUUGCCUCCGAAGGCCUCGUUUCCUUGGACCCGGGGUGGGUGGUCCCCAGGCUGUGCCGGCGGCUGUCGGAGCGGGAGGCGGGGGAGGAAGGCACCACCGGACGGCGGCAAGACGGCGGCGGCGACGGAGUCUACGACGGCAUCGGAGGGUCUGGAUGGGAAUCACGCGGAAGAUCUGCCGCCCUCCAGGCCCUUGGAAACCUCAUCGUGCAUGGAAUCGACCCACCGGAUGCCCUCUCCGCCUUGCUGGACUCCCUCCGAAACGACCCGCCUCCCGAACCUAUUGGAAACCUUGCCGAAGGGGGCGGCGGGGGUGGAGGCAGCGACAGCGGUGUUGUUGGCAGCGAUGACAGGAAGUCGAAAGGUUUGGUGGGCCGCGUGAUGGGGUCGCUGCCCCUCUGGGCCCGUAGGCUCAAGAAGCGCUCGGACGCCGUCCAUGAGCCGGAGGAAGCUCUCGUUGUCUCGAGGCAAGCCGGCCGUAGUCCUGCCGGUGGUCCUACGGGAGUGGUUGUCGCUGCUGAGGAGGAGGACGAGGAGGACGAGGAAGCCGAUGCAACACUGACUACGGCGUGGGUAGUCGCUUCGCCAACCCUAUACGGCGAAUGCCUGGAGGUCGCGGCGAUCAAGGCCCUAGCGGCACCCGGGGAGCCUUUGCCCGUGCGCUUCUUCGCUGCCCUUGCUGCUGCUAGUAGUGCGAGUGGUGGCGGUGUUGACAACGCCACCGGCGCUGAUGACAAGGUCGAUGGUAGAACCAGCGCGGCUGCCGCUUCAGUGGUUCCAACAGACGUUGCCGAGGACAUUUCAACGGUUACGUUGUCCCCAACGGAUACGCCAGCUUCCACGGAAACAUCGGCAGCAGGAACACCUGUUACUUGCACGGGGGAGGAACAUCAGUCGGGGUUGCUCAGCGCGGAGAGUGUAGCAACGGGGGCAAGAACGGCCGUGGGGGGCGAGGCAAGGGCAGGAAGAAGACGGAAAAGGAGUGGGGGGUGCUCCAAGAGGAGGAGGAGGAGUACCCUUGCGGGGGUGCUGCAGCUCGUUCGCGGAAGGAUGACCGGCCAAGCGCGCUUGUCGGAAGACCUUCUGGGAGACGAGAGCCAGGAGGCCUCCGAGACGGUGAGGGCCCUGCUGUUCUGCCGCCUCACCCCGCUGCUCAUCCUCAACGCGCUGCCCCCGGCCGCCCUGCUGUCGGAGGACCAGCAGGAGCAAGCAAUGUCCAUGGAGUUCUCCAAGGAAGAUUUGCAUGGUUGUGGAGUAGGGUCCCGUCGCCAUGGGUCUCCAGUCGCCGGCGGUAGUGAACCGACAAAAGGGGGUCCUCCUCCGUGCGGGUUGGGGGCGUGUCUGGAGGAAAUACGGGCCCUCCUUCUGGAGAGGACGGAGCAGCUGUACGAGUAUGACCAGAGGGCGCUCUUCACAGCUUGCCACGCGGCCACGAGCCACGGGGCUUCGGUGGGGCCUUGGCUAGCACCGCUUCUUUCGGCCAUCGUCCGAGUCGCGCUGCUCCCGGUGACGUCGGACGCGGACGACGACGUGGCACAGGUCCAGAAAGCGGCGAUGAACUGCCUUGCGGUUCUCCUCCAAUCCUCGGCGCAAGCAACCGCCGCCACCAGCGCGAAAAUUGAUCUCGCUUCGAAGGCCUUCGAAUGGGAGAUCACUAGUUCUGUCGUCCCAGAAACGGGGAUGAUAUCGUCAGACGCCGUCCCAUACGCGAUCUUUUCGCCAAUGGAGAUCGGAGACGUUCCCGAGCUCGCAGGGAGCGUGGCGGUCGGGGGCGUGCUGCCCGAACGAUUCCGCGGUGGGGAUGAAGGGUCUUGGCUUGACAAGUCAUUGAAGGAGGCCUUCCGACGAGAGGGGAGACAGGAAAACGGAGAGAAAGUGGGGGCGGAAGGGGGGAGUGAUGAGGGUGGCAGCGGCAGCGGUGGUGGACGGGUUCCGGCAUUGCCGGCACAGUUGCGCAUGUGCUUCGCGAAUUCCGCGGUGACGGUGGCGAGGCGGUGCCCGCCGGAGUCCCUGCCGGCUCUUUGCAGCCGCGGGAAUCUUCUGGGAACGUUCCUGACGGGGGCGUCUCGUGGCAGCGGCCUGCUUCGGGCGGCUUGCCUACAGGCCUUGUUCGCGCUCGUGUACCGGACAAAGAACGUGUUUGAAGGCGGCGCCAUCAGCGGCAGCGGCAGCCGGGUCGACGUGAGCUGCACGUGCGAUGGCGUCAUGCAGGUGGCGUGCGAUGCGCUCGGAAAGGAUCAGCACCCGGAGGUCCGCGUAUCUGGGCUGAAGCUCCUUCUUGGCGUAGUGGCCGCUGGAGCUUCCCCGAGCGCUGCGGCGGCAAAAACUUCACCGGUCCCAUCACGGGACCCCCACGAACAACCCCCCACCUUCAUCUCCGAUGCUGGUGGUAUCGGGAAUGACAGAGGUAUCACCGAAAUUGGCGGUGGUGGUGGUCCCGGUCGUGGUGUUGAUGAUGGCGUUGGUGAUGUCGGCCGUGUUCGGGGUGAUGGGGGUGAUGGGGGUGUCGGUGCUGGCGUCAAUAGGGCUACCUCCGGCGGAAUUCCGAGCGGGACCGAGAUCGCCAUCAGCUUGAGCGGUUCAAGGGAGAGAGGGACAGCAGGGAUACGGGAAGCGAAAACCUUGAUGAUGCCAGACCGGCAUUGCGACAAAAGUGAUACCCUCGCCACCGCCGCCGGCGCCGGCGCCUCCACCGGAGGAAGCGUCUUGUCCCCAGCGGUGAUGUCGAGGGCGAAACGCCUGCUGAUAGGGCUUUCGAACAUCGACGAAAGCGCAGAGGUUAGGAAACUGGCGUCGCAGGCUCUUGCGGCAUUGGGAGGAUCUUCCACCUCGUGACGUUUCCUUGAGCCAUUGGGGCUGCCCAAUGCUGGGCCGACUCGAAAGGGUAUGGAACGCAAUGACUGAUGUUAGUUCCAUUGCGUUCCGCGCAUGCGUGCGUAUGCUGAACACGCUUGUUAACAUGACUAUGU